Messenger RNA from Artibeus jamaicensis (Jamaican fruit-eating bat), 5719 nucleotides. It is a transcript of the gene RBMS2, whose product is annotated as RNA binding motif single stranded interacting protein 2. The record is from RefSeq and is a predicted model, not a curated record. Lineage: Eukaryota; Metazoa; Chordata; Mammalia; Chiroptera; Phyllostomidae. The coding region runs from base 235 to 1458 and encodes 407 amino acids. Gene Ontology annotation, molecular function: poly(U) RNA binding; mRNA 3'-UTR binding; poly(A) binding. The transcript has 14 exons. Gene Ontology annotation, cellular component: cytosol; nucleus; ribonucleoprotein complex.
AGCUCAUUCUUUACCCACCCCCCCUCCUCAUUUCUUUCCCUCUUGCUCCUUUUCUCCCCCUUCUCCUCCCCUUCUCUUCACCCUCUCCCUCCCCCUCCUUCCUUCCCUCCCUCUCUCUCCCUCUCUUUCUCCCUCUUCCCCUCUCCCUCCCUCACUCUCUCUCUCUCCCUCUCUCUCUUCCCCUCCCUGUCCCUCUCUCUCUCCUCUCUCAGCUCCCUAAUAUUAAAGAGAAAAAUGCUGCUAUCGAUGACUUCCAGACCUGGGAUUUCGACUUUUGGCUAUAACAAGAACAACAAAAAGCCAUAUGUGUCAUUGUCUCAGCAGAUGGCACCACCUAGUCCAAGCAACAGUACCCCUAACAGCAGCAGUGGGAGCAAUGGAAAUGACCAGCUGAGCAAAACCAACCUCUACAUCCGGGGAUUGCAACCCGGCACUACUGACCAGGACCUUGUCAAGCUGUGUCAGUCAUAUGGCAAGAUCGUCUCCACUAAGGCCAUACUGGACAAGACCACAAACAAAUGCAAAGGCUACGGCUUCGUGGACUUCGACAGCCCCGCGGCCGCCCAGAAGGCCGUGACAGCGCUGAAGGCCAGUGGUGUGCAGGCGCAGAUGGCGAAGCAACAGGAGCAGGACCCCACAAAUCUGUACAUUUCAAACCUCCCGCUGUCAAUGGAUGAGCAAGAACUGGAGGGAAUGCUGAAGCCCUUUGGCCAAGUUAUCUCCACUCGAAUCCUCCGGGACACCAGCGGAGCCAGCAGAGGGGUUGGCUUUGCAAGGAUGGAGUCCACAGAGAAGUGUGAAGCCAUCAUCACCCACUUUAAUGGAAAAUAUAUUAAGACACCCCCUGGAGUACCAGCCCCAUCUGAUCCGUUGCUUUGCAAAUUUGCUGAUGGUGGUCCAAAGAAACGACAGAAUCAAGGAAAAUUUGUGCAAAAUGGACGGGCCUGGCCAAGGAAUGGAGACAUGGGUGGUAUGGCCUUGACCUAUGACCCCACUACAGCUCUUCAGAAUGGGUUUUACCCAGCUCCUUAUAAUGUUGCCCCCAACAGGAUGCUUGCUCAGUCUGCACUCUCCCCGUACCUUCCAUCUCCUGUGUCUUCGUAUCAGAGAGUAACUCAGACAUCUCCUCUACAAGUACCUAACCCAUCUUGGAUGCACCACCAGUCAUACCUCAUGCAGCCGUCAGGUUCAGUUCUGACGCCAGGGAUGGAUCACCCCAUUUCUCUCCAGCCUGCCUCCAUGAUGGGACCUGUUACCCAGCAGCUGGGCCACCUCUCCCUCAGCACCACGGGCACGUACAUGCCAACGGCUGCAGCUCUUCAGGGAGCUUACAUCUCCCCGUACACCCCUGUGCCUUCUUCCAGUGUUUCAGUUGAGGAGAACAGCAGCCAGCAAAAUCAAGUGACCGUGGAUGCUCCUUCAGACCAUGGGGUCUAUUCUUUCCAGUUCAACAAGUAACAGUGGGCCAGGCAAGGAACAAGGUAGAACACUAAGCACGCAGUGGAAGUGGUUUUUCUUCCCUCUGUCCUGCCACGUCCUGUGAGAAAAGGCAAGACUUUGUCUUCAGGAAGCAGAGAUGAGGCCUAGGCCCGCAAAAGAGACAGUCCCACCGCCUUUGGAAGUCAGGCUUGAGCCAAGUGUGGAUGAAGACUAGGUCUUCCCUUGCCAGUUCCAGAAGGGUGGACUUAACUGACUUCUAAUUCUUCUCACUGCCAAGGCCAACACCCCCUGAGGAAGUAUCUUCUCUAGCUACAGCUUUUCAAAAAUACCUGCUUUACUGCUUCCUAGAGGAUCUUCUCACCUGCUCUGGGUCUGGGGGCCCCUCCCCUCCCAUCACGCCGCUGUGCUGGGAGCCUUUGAAGUUGUGACCUCGCUGAGCCCACUCAGGCUCUGUUCCCACUGUGGAGAAGCAGUCGCUUCAGUUCUAGACUGGUGGUUCUCAAGGAGAUGGUAUUGUCCCCUACAGGCCAUUUGGCAGUCCCUGGGGACAUUUUUGAUUGUUGUGCCUGGGGGUGGAGGCUGUGAGCUACUGGCAUGUAGCAGCUAGAGACUGGGGAUGCCACUGAACAUCUUGCAGGGCACAGGGUCCCCAACAUCCCAACAAAGAAUUAUCUGGCUCAAAAUGUCAGUAGUGCCAAGAUCAAGAAACCUUGAUGGAGAUAGUGCUGUUCCUGCCUCCUGGUCAGAGGAUCUGGUGAAUUCCUACUCGAACCCUGGACACACUGCGCCUUUUGAGACUCCUGCAACUAGUUGAAAGUGACAAAAAUGGAGUCCUGGAAGUUUCCUCCGGCUCUGACCUUUGACACCUCUGCAUACCCUGGAAAGGCUUGUGCAGUUAAAUGCAUACACAUCCAGAAGAAUCAAGGUGGGGACUGUUGGGUGCCAUGCAGGGGUGGGCAGGGCAAAGCUCUCCGUAACUACCCAGGGCAGCCCGUCCUGCCUUGGUGUGUUUGGGCCCCUUUGCCAGGGAACUGGUCAUUUUCCUUCUUGUGGAAAGACAAUGGAGCUAGGAUAGAAAAGGGCAAUAAAUCCCACCUCACUAUUUACAGUACCAGGAGUCCUAUUAAAAAAAAAAAAGCCUGUAUUUCCUCUUCAACUCAUCUCCUUUUGCAAGUCCUCACUCCAUGCACAUGGAGACAGAGAAGAACCUUUUGCCCGUCUUCUAGGAAAUGAGAUUCUUCACCUGUCUUCUCCCAGUCCCUCCCUUAUACACUGAGAGGAGAGUUCUGCUCCCCCUCGCUUCAAGGUCAGGUGCCUUUCCACCAGACAAUCAGACUGAAGGCCGGGCGACACAGACUGGAGGAACAGGUGUUCAUUCGGCUGGCUGUCAGGAGAGGAAGGCGAUGACGCUGGGGGGGAAGGAAGCUGUAUUGGUUGUUGUACAUUGGGCUUGGCCCCAGCUUUCCCUCCCCUCCCACCGGUCCCAGGAUCGAGAACCCAAAUGUUCCCUAUCCUUAGGCUGUUCUUUUGUUCAUCCUGGGGAUGAGUGAGUGGGGGGGGAAAUGGGCAGGAUAGAAGUGUAAAGAACAACAUUGCCACUAUUCAUUUUCUCAUGGGUGCUUCCAUCCUCAGGGAGGUCUCGUCCAACAUAAAACACACCCAAGCUCAGUAACCUUCUAGAACGGUUUAGCUGGGCAGGUAGCUCACUUCCUACUUAAGGACAGUACACUGUAGAUUGGUCAGUGGUCUUGAGGAAAAAAACACAAAUCUAGAAUCCCACUCAUCUGACAGCAGCUUGGAGGAGCCUUCACGUGUGAGGCGAAGUGCAGCAGGGACCUCCCACACAGACACCACUGAAGUCACUGCUGCCCUGCUCUGCCUCCCAGAACUCCUGAAUCUCUGUAUGUGAGAAAAUGUUUAGAUUUCGUGACUUCACUCUGUUAAAUUCUGAAAUUACCUAUCGGGCAUUCUCCUCAUGUGACUCUACUUAAUGAAUUCUGUUACGUGUUUCUGGUUUAGGCGGGGUUGGCCGGGCACGGGAAGCCAUGGGGAAAAGUUAUUUUAGUAGUGGUUAAAGGCACUGUGCAACUUCUUUUCUGGUGUUUUGGGGUUAACACUCGUAUUUUUCCCUGGUUGCUAGUUCAUUUCUAACAGUUCAAACAUGGGUGAUUGGGUAAAGGAGAUGGAAGGAAUAAGGGAUACUGUUUCUCAUGAAAUAGCCUCGUGGUGGUAGGAUUGUAGGGGAGCCUUCAACUUUGCAGCCUAGGGGAUGCAUCCUGGGGAUGAGUGAGUGCGGGGGGGAAUGGUCAUGGUCAAGUGCAAAAGCUCUUUCGGUUGUUUCUGGUUACCCCAGAAUAGUGUGAACUCUUCAAUUAGGUCUUGCUGUGGUAGGCCAGGGGGCAAACCGUGUAAUGACAGCCUGGCCUAGGACAUUAACUAAUGCUAGGAAGUCACCCCCAGAGUAACGCUCUUUAAACAUUGCUGCCUCGUGUCUUCUCAGCUGUCUUCACGGAGCCCAGACGGUAGUUCCUUUGCAUGUGUCAUCUCAUCCCCACCCAUUACAUAUGCUUCUAACAUUCUUAAAACAUUCUAAUACUUUGUAUUUUUGCUUUUGGUCAAAUAGAAAUACUCAAGCACCUUCCUCAAAUGUUAGUCCUUAGCUAGGCUCUGAGCCUGCCCAUCCCACCCCAUGCCAGUUUCUCCUGUUCCUCUCACGCUGAGAUGAUACAGACACUAGGCUGCCUAGACUUCUUGGAGAGUAUGGUAGAGAUUUGGGUACAUGUGGGAAUGAUGGUGGAGAGAAAUGUUAUUUUUUUAACCAAAGAAUUUGAAGAUCUGCCCAGAUUUGGAAGCCUGGCAGCUCUGAAGCAGUGGCCCUUGUGAUAGAUAGGGGUGGUAAGAAGACAUUAACUUGCACUGAGUGUGAAAACUACAAUAGGUUAUGCUAUGCUACAGACCAUCCCUGGGUUGGGCCACUUCAGCCAUUUCUACUUACACAGCAGUGAGGUCAUUCACCUGCUUGGUACCUGCAAAGCUCACUCCCUGUGGCUUCAGUGUCAGUGCUUUGGGGGCUGACACGUGGGUUGGUACUUUGCAGCACAAAGGUGCUGUGAGAAGCCUUGCCGGAAUGGAAUUUAUUCCUGGACAGAAAUCUUGUUUUCUGGUCGGGUGGGGAAUACCAGUGCUGCUCUUGCACAUGUGCUCCACCUCCUGGGAGAGCAGCGGCCUUGCACCCCAGGCUACUUUGACCUUCUUAUCCAAGGACAAUAAACUGGGAUGGGUAAUCAGGUCUAAACUUGUCCUCAGGCUCAGAUACAUUAGCUUCAGAGAAAACAGUGGGUUUUAUGAAAGCUAAUCUGUAAGGUCUACAGCUUAAAUCUUGUGCCUUGUCAUACUGAUUCUUCCCAAUUCCCACUUAAGCCAACUACUGCAUUUCCGUGUUUACCUGCACUUUAGGUCCUUCCAGGUAUUAGCAGAUCCCUCAUAUUAACUCCACUUUCACCCCUUCCUUUCAUUAGUGGAAUGAGGGCAUAAACACCUGGUUUACAUCUUUUCUUUGACUUUUCAUGAGGCUUAGAAAGCUGCAGGCUGGAAAGGUUCAUGGUCAAGUGCAAAAGCUCUUCUGGUUGUUUCUGGUUACCCCAGAAUAGUGUGAACUCUUCAAUUAGGUCUUGCUGUGGUAGGCCAGGGGGCAAACCGGGUAAUGACGGCCUGGCCUAAGACAUUAACUAAUGCUAGGAAGUCACCCCCAGGAACAUCAACAGUGGAGCAGAGCUCAGAACUUAAGAGGAUGAGUUGGCCAGUGGCUGCCAUGCAGCUGAGAAGGUAAGCAAGCACCAAAGAGGGCAUUUGUGAUUUUCACAGGCUGGAAGUAGAUGUUCCUUCUCCAUCUUAUUUCAGUUAAAGUUUAGAGGGUUCACCAAAAUCAAACAUGUAGCUUAGAGGGUGAUAAGAUUUUCCAGCCCAAGUAAAUAAGUACUUACCCCAUUACUGGUGUCCUGUCCCACAACACACGAUUUUUGGGUGGUGAGUGCUGUCUUGUGUGCACUUACCACCUUGGACAGGAAAAAAGUUUAAUUUAUAUUUAGGCACAUUUUGUACGCUUUUUCCUUUAUCCAGAGACUUCUAGUUUUAUACUCUUCCCAUGUCUAUGCCAAUGCCACCCAUCUAGCUUAUUCCUUUUCUGACCCUGGGUAUUCUUACGUUCCUUCCCUACAAUUUGACAGAGCUUCAUUUUGUCUUAUUCAACCUUUGUUUUGAAAUAAAACACAAACAUCUA